AUGGCUCAAAUCCUUACUGAAAGAGGAUAUAAUGUUCAAGGAUUGAAAGCUGAGUGUUUAGGGUUCAAAUGCACAGACAUUAGCUUAAAUGCUAAAUGUUGUUGCAGGAGAAUUCUAUUCAAUGAGCUUGAUUUCCGCUCUCAAAAAUCUGCUCUCGAAGAAUUCAUUGAAUCACGUGGUCAUAAAGCGAUUUUUUAUCCUAAAUACCAUUGUGAAUUGAAUUUUAUAGAGCAGUGCUGGGGAAGGGCAAAAUUCUUCUAUAGGAUGAUGAAAAGGCCUCAUAAUGAGGAGGAAUUGUCUUUGUUACGCUACAUCAUUACUUACAUAAUCUACAGGUUUGCCAAUCGUUCAGCACGGUUCAUGGAUUGUUAUAGAAAAGGCUUAAAUGGCAAACAAGCAGUAUGGACUAGUAGGAGGUAUCAUGGACACAGAAUUGUUCCAGACAAAAUUAUGGAGGAGUUGGACAAGUAUGGAAUUUAA
Messenger RNA from Fomitiporia mediterranea MF3/22, 480 nucleotides. RefSeq lists its product as uncharacterized. The record is from RefSeq and is a predicted model, not a curated record. Lineage: Eukaryota; Fungi; Basidiomycota; Agaricomycetes; Hymenochaetales; Hymenochaetaceae. Bases 1 to 480 code for a protein of 159 amino acids. The transcript has 2 exons. Gene Ontology annotation, molecular function: nucleic acid binding.